Messenger RNA from Eleginops maclovinus (Patagonian blennie), 2808 nucleotides. RefSeq names its product transmembrane protein 236-like. Lineage: Eukaryota; Metazoa; Chordata; Actinopteri; Perciformes; Eleginopidae. The record is from RefSeq and is a predicted model, not a curated record.
UGACAGCUGGGGCUGGUGGGGAGGGGAGCAGCGGGGUCAUCCAUCCAUGCGCCCCUCUCUCGCGGGACUGAGACAAGUGCGUGGCCUGCCGGUGGGACAGGGACUCUCAUUAUAGUGGGAGAAAAACAAAUCCUGUAUCCCUGGUAGUGUCGAUUUAGGCCUAGGUAGUGUAUAUAUUCCGGUGAUGCAUAUUGAAUGAUUAGUUAUUUAUUUGUGUUCAAUUGUGCACUGAGUACUGCACCUUUGAAAGCAGCACAACUUUAGAAAUACACUUAUUCAACUCCACAGUUUUAUUUUACUCAAAGACAAGAACAGGUUUUUAAAGCACUUAGAAUGAGAAUACCUAAUAAUAUUACCAGUAAUGUAGAUUUAACUAGUAAACAGCACAUUUCUGAUUCAUAACCAAAUGUCACAUAUGGGUAUGACAUAAUGUGUGUGGAUGGAUUAUUUAUUUAAACACUUCAAUAGCUCAGUAGCCUUCUUUUCAAGGGAAGAAAGUGUAAUAUCACUGUCAUUAUAAAGACACCCGAUGUUUCACAUUUACCUGAAUUUGCUGAAGAUGUAUACAGUAUGUUAGAGUGUUUUUUUUUUUUAACCACUCUAGUUAUGAUAUGUUGUUGAAUUCUUAUCACACUUUGCCACGAGAGGGCGAUCUAUACAUAUGAAAAGAGCUACAAGUGUUUUGGAUGCUGCUCUUACUGUGGGUGUUAAUCAAGUCCACUUAUAUUUGCUGGUUUUGGAGAAUAAAGGGUAUCAAAUGCAGAGCUACAUGCUUUUCAGAUACUCAGAUGAAUUGACGUUAUCUAAUUUGCCUAGUUGAUGGGAUGUUAGCUUCAAAGGCACUGAUUUAAAGUAUGUUUUUAAGACAUAAUCCCUCAAUGAGAUGUAUCUAUAUCCUUCAGGGUGUUGAGGUAGACGACCUUUGUUUUGAUCCUGUAGGUAAAGAGCAGUCACAUCCCGUCACAGCAUGCCACACAAAGCCUAGUGCAGUGUAAGCAGUUGGUGAGCAGAGAGCAGGGCUGUGCUGUGUGGAACAUGCUGGUGGGGGGCAGACAAUGCAGCGGUCUGAGGCCUGACCAGCCCUCAGAGGGACAGGGGUCGCCUCACUGCGACAACAGCCCCCGUCUCCCUCCCUUCUUUUUCUUUUUUUGAGCACCACAGCAUGGGCUCGGGGAGGACGCUGAAGUUCGCCCUGUGCGAGGUGCUGCAGUUUGCAGGCCUGUGCGUGCCGCUCUUCAUCGUCAUGCAGAGGUUCGCCGUCAUCGUAGCUAAGGUCAAAACGUCCGCACAGCCCCCCCGAGACGGCAGCACGGCCUACUGGCUGAUCGUGGCCUCCUCCAUCGCCUACGUCACCUCCACCGCCCUGCUGGUCUGGGUACCUAUGAAGUACAUGGUCUUCGUCAAAAAGAAGUUUCUCAUUGGGAGGAAGAAGUGGAGGCCUGUGGCCCUCGUAUAUGUGAUCCUGUCCACAUUACCCUGCUUUGCCUUUCUCAUCGCCAGUUCUGAGGUUCAGAUAAAUAACAACAUGAAGUAUGAUACGUUCACGGAGCUCCCUGUGUCACUAGUCCUCUUCUCCCUCAUCUGUAUUGACGUUGUGGAGAGGAUACGCCACUGCAGACUGACAGGCCAUGCUAAUGACAUGGAGAGAGAUGCCGACAUCCCCUCAACUGUCCUCACACAUGUGGAGCAGGUAACCCCGGUAUCGCCUAUCACCCCAGCUGGGCCGGGGCCAGCUGUGCCCGGGCAAGCUGGGCAAAAUCCUGGGCAAAAUCCAGGGCAAAAUCCCAUGCAAAAUCCCAUGCAAAAUCUCAUGCAAAAUCCCAUGCAACCGGGAUCAGGCCAGCGCAAUGACAGGAACCAGAACGGUGCAGGGACUCGAUCCGAAGCCAACGGGACUGUCCCGGGGAUACAAGGUCACCCCGGGAGACCAUUUAGCAUCUCUGGAUUGAGCUCACGAUCUGCGAGCACCACAGCGUACCACAUUUCUCCGUACGAAUACACGGGUCCACUGAGAUUCCUGUGUGCCAGCGAUGCUCGGGCGGAUGUGUUCGUGGACAGCUUUAUGUUCUGGAUGGAUACCGUGGAGAUGGUGAGGGUGGCAGGGCACCCCCUUGUCUAUUACUCAGGCUGGGUGUUCCCCAUCUACAUAUUCAGCUACCUGUCAUGCCUGCGGGUCGUUGUCAUGCCCCACAGCCCACUGCUCUCCUCACUAGGAGUGGCCUUGCAGGACUUUCCGUUCUUCUUUGUGCGCGUCGGCCUCAUCGCCUUCUUUGGCUUCGUCACGCCCAUUCUCUAUCUGAUGAAGAACCUGCUGGUCUGCUUGGCGUUUGUUUAUUUUAACUUCAUGACCAAACUGAGGGUCUUCAACACAGAGAGGAUGUUCUUCUGAGACUAGCACUUCAAGAAAAGACAUAUACUAGGAACAGGCACAAUCAGGAAUUGAAGAGGUGGUUGCACUCUUUAGUUAGAAAUUUGCAACAAAAAAGAGACGGUUGGUCCCAAUGCAUGAUGGUACUUUUCAAGUGCCAAAAAAGUGCUAUUAGGCUAUGUUUUCCCAAAAAGGACCUUAUGUGUUACUGUUGUGUUAUGUAUCAUUUAACUUUUAUGUUCAAACAUACUUAUUACCCCUCUAAACCCCUCACCAAGCAUGGCACUUUGGGAAUGUACCUGUAAUAUCAUUUGAGAGUUUAUAGCAGAUUUUUUCUACCAUGAUAAAGUGCAGUGAAUGUGUAAAAAAAACAACCUAAAUCCAUGUUGUUUACAUUGGGUUUUUCUUUGCCAAGUUAUAUCCAGAAAGGAAAAACAUAG